This is a messenger RNA of Zygosaccharomyces rouxii, 3318 nucleotides long. It is a transcript of the gene ATG11, whose product is annotated as autophagy protein ATG11. The transcript has a single exon. The record is from RefSeq and is a predicted model, not a curated record. Gene Ontology annotation, cellular component: extrinsic component of membrane; Atg1/ULK1 kinase complex; phagophore assembly site membrane. Lineage: Eukaryota; Fungi; Ascomycota; Saccharomycetes; Saccharomycetales; Saccharomycetaceae. Gene Ontology annotation, biological process: autophagy of peroxisome; reticulophagy; autophagosome assembly. Gene Ontology annotation, molecular function: molecular adaptor activity; protein kinase binding. The coding region runs from base 1 to 3318 and encodes 1105 amino acids.
AUGUCAGAAAGUGCAAAAAUUGUAAAUGCUAUUACAGGUGAGACGGUAUCUACAAAUAUCAAGUUUUUCGUUGGUUUAGAAGAUUUCAAGGACUUUAUCUGUCAUAGGUGGUAUAUUCCUCGUGAUCAGUUGCUCAUUUUACUACCAUUUGGUCAUAAAUUAAAGAUAUCUACUUUUAAAGAAUGCUUGAGAAGCAGUGGUUUCGAACGUUAUGAAUUUUACGUUUAUGAUAGAAGGUUAUUUUCUGCAGUCAACGAACCUGUUGAGGAGCCAUCCAUUGACGACCACAGGUCUAAAAUUCGAAAUUUGUUAUCUUUAUACGUCAAGGAUAGUAUGAUUGGUGGCGAAUCGACAUUGUUAAGACCAAUAACUUCACCCUUAGUCAAUGAUAAUUUAAAUUCCCAGAAGUUGUCGUAUCGUACCAUUACCAGCCUUUUGACAACGAAUUUGGGUUGGUUGAGUGCAUUGGAGAUUGAUGUACACUAUUUCAGAUCACUGAUACAGGGUUGUAUCAGCCAAAUUAAUGAAAUUCUGCAAUGCUUAUCUGUCUGUGAUCAAUAUUUGAGGUUAUACUGUUAUGAUGUGGAGAACCUUUACAAUUCUAAUGUAGAAUUCUUAGAUCAAUUGUUACAAAAUGGUCUAACAUCAAAAUGGAAACAGUGUUACAAUAACGUUUUGAGUCAGUUGAAUGGCUUGGAUGGGCCUUUGCAGCAGUACGUCGAUAAAAAAUUGCUAGAGCGUAAUGAAGAAACGUUAACAUCUUUAGAUCAUCAAGUGAAUUCUAAAUUGAAAGUCAUAAAAGGAAAAUUGAAUGACAACGCUACAUUAAGAGAAUUUAUCGGUAGUGAAGUUAGUAAGAUACGAACUGAUUUUACUCCGAACAAGGCUGAGGAUAAAUUGGAGAACGCUAUGCAAGAGAAGUUUGACGAGUUAGUUGAAGAAACGCGGUCUAAAAGUAGAGAAUUUUUGGAUAAGGAUUCGUCUGAUCUUACAGAUUCUGGUAUGGAGGAAAUACGCAAUUUUUUAGUCAACAUUAAGAGUGAAGUUGCCGCCAAGUUAUUCACCAUCGCACAAUCACUAUUUACACAGACUGAAAAAUUCCAGGAUUUUAAAUUCAGACUACAGGAAAAAGUAGUUAUGGCUUUCGGUCAAAUUGCAUUUGUUCAAGUGGAAACUCUAGCCUUGAAAAAAUCGUUAUUAGAAGAUUGUAACAAGGAUUUAGAAUUGUAUCAAAAAUUUGAACUGGAAUUUGCUCAAAUUGAAGAUUUACCGAUGAUCUAUGGUCUAUAUUUGAUUGAAAAAUACCGUCGAGAAUCAUGGCUAUUACAAGUUAUGUCGCAUGGCGUUCUGUUAUCUGCUGAUAUUAGAAAAAUAAUGGAUACAGAGAUGUCAUGUCGAAAUAGAUGGAGUAAAAAUUUUGGUGAUAUCGCAUCGAUCUUUCGUAAUAAUGUAGAUUCAUUUUCUGAUAUUGAAGGUUUUGAUGAAAGGUUUAAUGGAGGCGUUAGAAAUAUGGGAAUAAUGUGCGAGGAACAGAUUAAGAAGUGUAAGCAGUCUCUAGAGAUGACGUUUAAAAUCAUUGAAAAAUAUAUGAAAACACUUUCCGCUCUGGAAGUGCCCAAGGAUGCAUUAGAUGUAUUAAUGCAAAAUUUGGCGGAAGCAAAGGGCUUUCAAAUUGUUACCAAUCAGUCUUUCCUCCGACAGGAGUCGGCGGCUCCAAGCUUGACCCAGUUAAACGGAUACAAGGCGAGAAUAAAAAAGUUAGAGUCCCUAUUGUAUGAAGCUAAGAUUUCAGAUCCGGGCCAUUGGCCCUCUGGCAUUUUGCAUACUUCACAUUUUAAACCAUUUCAUAAUAAUGUCUCCACUGUAAGUUCAAAGAUAACGUUAAACAGCUCAGGUCUAUUGGAACCUAAUCGUAAUGUUAAUGUGGUGAAAGUAUUAGAAAUGGAAAAGGAAAUGAAAAAUCUACGAACUCAAGUCGAAGAACUUCAAAUUGAUAGCAAUAUAAAAAAGGAUCAAAUUUCAGCCGCUAAUACCAAAGUGUCUGAUUUGGAAUUAGAAAGAAGUGCAUUCAAGGAAACUAUGCUAAAUUUAAACAGAGAAUUAUCUAGGCUUACUGAACAGGAACAACUCCAAAAAAAGGAUCUCGUUCAGAAGCAGUCAAUGUACCAAAAUCAGUUGUGUCAUAUUAUAAACGAAAAUAAAACUUUGCUUCAGGAAAUAGAAACUUUGGAGGAAAAGCAUAGAAACCUUCAACAUGUACAAGAACAAAAGGAACAACACAUUGCCAAGACUAAAGAAGAUUUCGAUGCAGAGAAGUUGACGUGGCAAAAUGGUUUACAUAAAUUAGAGAAUGAGAAUGGAGAAUUAAAGGAUCAGGUUAGCUCUUUGAAGCAAGAGCUUGCACACUUGCAUGAACUCCAAGAAGAAAGGCGUACAGAGGAAUCUUCUCCACAAAUUUUGGAUGAUAACGAAAUUGUGACAUUGAAAGCAUUCAACGAGAGCAUGGAAGCAAAAAUGUUUGAGAUUUUUUCAUCUGAUGUGUUCAUAUUAGAAAACAUUGGUCUUCUUUUAUUUUCAGAUGACGAUAACCACGUUCAAAUCAAGAGGGUCAAAGGGUUAAGGAAAGGAAUGAACCAAAGUAUUUUGGACGAUAGUAUUCAGGUUACACAACUCGAUGUUUCAGUCAAAAGUCCGGUAUAUCAUAGCAUCAAAUCAGCACAUGAUGAGAUUCAAACACAGCAGGAAAUUGAGAAACAUAAGUUUUUAUUGGAAGGCAUGAAUAAGCUCUAUGAUGAUAAACUUUAUGAGACCGCCAUCAUUAAAAGGUUUAGAGAUAUUGAAUCAUUGGCAAAGAAAUUGACAAAGGAGAAUAAGAAAAAGAAAGACACGCUAGAAAGAUUACAAAAUGAGAAAAUCACACUUAAAAAUCUUCAAGUUGGUGAUUUAGCUCUUUUCCUUCCGACAAGGAAGAAUAAUUCAACUAUGGAUUCAUCUACUUCUUCGUUAAACUCUUCUUUCUCUUCAGUUGACUUGUCCACACCACCACCAUUUGAUGCAGCACCUAUCCAUUCUAUGAACAAAGAGAAGGCUAAGAAGAGUAAAAAACACCCGUGGGCGGCAUUCACUGCACUGGAUAAUAAUACAAGAUACUUUUUGAAAGAUGAAAACGAUAUCACGAAGGGUAAAGAUUGGUUCGUCGGUAGAAUUACAAACCUUGAGCAAUUCAUUGCUGAUUCUCCAGCUAAUAAUCCAUAUAAACUCGAAAAAAAUGCUGUAUGGUUUCAAGUUUCAGCUACUGUAAUUUCGUGCCAAGUAUAA